Messenger RNA from Fonsecaea erecta, 1476 nucleotides. RefSeq lists its product as hypothetical. NCBI's taxonomy places the organism in Eukaryota, Fungi, Ascomycota, Eurotiomycetes, Chaetothyriales, Herpotrichiellaceae. The record is from RefSeq and is a predicted model, not a curated record. Gene Ontology annotation, biological process: transmembrane transport. The transcript has 7 exons. The coding region runs from base 1 to 1476 and encodes 491 amino acids. Gene Ontology annotation, molecular function: transmembrane transporter activity. Gene Ontology annotation, cellular component: membrane.
AUGAGCUCCCUGGCACAGAAUCUCGAAGAGUUGAAGGGCAAUGUGCACCUCGAGGAGUUCGCCGGCGAUGGCGAGCACGCACUCACCUCGGAGCAAAAGGAGUUCAUCAAGAAGGAAAAACGCGUCGUCCGGAAGCUGGACAUGUACAUCACGCCGGUCAUGCUGCUGCUCAUGCUGAUCAGCUACCUCGACCGUGGCAAUAUCGGUUUCGCCGCGACUCAGGGCAUGACAAAGGACAUCGGGCUCACCGGCAACGAAUUGAAUACCGCGGUUUCGAUCUUCUAUCUCACAUACAUUCUAUCCGAAUUCCCGUCCACAAUGUUUGUCAAGCGCCUCCAAUUCUAUCGAGUCAUCCCUGUCCUCGUCUUCUGCUGGGGCCUUGUGUGCAUGUGCAUGGGCUUCAUCCAGAAUUACGCCGGGUUGAUCGUCUGCCGGCUGCUCUUGGGCACGUUUGAAGGGUGUCUAUUCCCGUCGAUGACGAUGUUCCUGUUGAACUGGUAUCGGCGUGAAGAAGUCGGCCAACGCGUUUGCUACCUUUAUAUUGGUUCGGCUCUGUCUGGAGCUUUUGGCGGGCUGAUCGCUUUUGCCAUCCUGUACAUGGACGGCACAGCUGGGUACCCUGGAUGGCGCUGGCUGUACAUCAUCGAAGGAAUCGUCACCAUCGUCUUUGCCUUUGUGUGCUACUUCCUGAUUCCUCGGUCCUACUCGACCGCCUAUUUCUUCACCGACGAGGACAAAGCCGUGCAGAAGCAGCGGCUGGAGCUCAUGGAAUCAUACAGUGGCGGUGACGGCAAGUAUACCAGGAAAGACGUGAAGAAUGCCUUGCUUGAUAUCAAGACCUGGCUGCACGGAUUCAAUCAGAUUCUCAUGUCGACCAUCAUUUAUGGGUUUGGGACUUUCCUUCCCAUCAUCCUCAAGGACGGGUUCAACUAUUCCACCAAGAAAUCACAGUACUAUGUUAUUCCAGUCCAAAUCGUCGGGGCGGUCUGCUACUUCAUCGCUGCCGUGCUCUCUGAGAGAUUCAAAGCCUACUUUCUGGCCAUGGUGAUUUCGGCGCCCAUUGGCAUGGCCGGCUACGCGAUCCUGCUCACCAAGCAACACGCCAGCGUCUGGUACGGCGCGACCUACAUGAUCGCGUCGUGCUGCUACAUUAUCACCGGCACGAGCAUCGCCUGGCACGGGAUGAACAUCGCGCCGGACGGGAAACGUGCCGCCGCCAUGGGUGUGCACCUGGGACUCGCCAACGUCGGUGGCAUCAUCGCCGGGCAGAUCUACCGCUCGACUUCCGCGCCCCGGUUCCUCCUCGGCCAUGGCUGGAGCUUGGCCUCCAUCGGGCUCGGCUUCGUCUGCUGGUGGAUCCUCUUCUUCAUCUACAGGCAUAGAGAGGCGAAGAAGGCAAGGCUGGUGGCUGAAGGCUAUGUUGUCCCUGAUGGUGAAUGGACCGAUCGGUCUCCUGGCUUCAAGUACCAGCUUUGA